AUGUCAUCGACAACAACCCUCAGCAAUAUUCCUGCAGAUAUUCUCCACUACCACAUUCUGGAAUUCAUCCGCCGCCCCACCACCUUCAUGAAUCUCGGAGGUAUCAACAGUCAGCUUCGCCGAAACUGGCAGAACCUCAAAGAAGUGAUCCUCACCAUAGCUGAUAAGCGUACAGCCGUCCACGAUGCCAAGCUCAAAGAAAUUGAAGCCGAAAUCCAGGUUGACCCUUGUCCAAACCUGACCAAAGAUCUACAUUUCGCUGGGGUAGCUGUAAGUGAUAUCGAUUUCAGAACUUUGAGCUACGAUGACGCUGAUACACUGUUUGUACUCGCAGUUUUCUUUGAUUUUUUAAUGCUCUCCAAGGAUUACCCAUCAAGAGAAGAUAUUGAAGAGCUUUUGAAGAAAGAAAACGCAGUCACCAAGCUAUGGAAUGUCAACCCUAGGGCUGUCCAAAAAGACAUAUUGGCUGCGGUGGUAGCUUUGACUGCCAGACAAGAAUGGAGACAGGCUGAAGAAAGAUUUACCCAAGGACCUGAGUUUGAGAUUAUUAAAUGGAUCAAGCUAUUUGUAAGAUACUUAACGAGGAUGUUUGAAGUUGACGCCAGAAGAGAUAAGGAAGAUUUCCAUUGGAAAGCGCAGAGGGAUUUCAGAAGAAUGAUUAAGCAUAAGGAAAAGAUUUGGGCUGCUUAA
Blepharisma stoltei is the source of this 690-nucleotide messenger RNA. The record is from the annotation of a GenBank genome assembly. Lineage: Eukaryota; Ciliophora; Heterotrichea; Heterotrichida; Blepharismidae.